Paramormyrops kingsleyae is the source of this 3118-nucleotide messenger RNA. The record is from RefSeq and is a predicted model, not a curated record. NCBI's taxonomy places the organism in Eukaryota, Metazoa, Chordata, Actinopteri, Osteoglossiformes, Mormyridae.
AGAAUACCGAAAGAACAUUGUUUUCGGCUGCUUUCUCUGACAGAUUUGAAUGUGCAGGCUGUAAACAAUUGAAAUCGAAGGCUUGCUGACCAGGGAUUUCCGAAUGAAAACAUUAUUGGAUUAACAUGGCGUUUGUUACUGCAAGUUGGAACCCACUAGGGGAAGCGUUUUACAGAAAGAUCGAGCUUUAUGAAAUGGGAUGGAACCUAAAGGAAGGACUCAGAAAUUGUCAGAUUGCAGCAGCCCCUUAUGGUGGUCCGAUUGCUCUGUUGAAGGAGCCCCAACGAUCUUCACCUAGUGCACGGCCCCAACUAGAGAUCUAUACCUCUUCUGGAUCUCCCAUGGCUAGCUUUAUGUGGAAGAGCGGAGUGGUGAAGCAGCUAGGCUGGACAAUCAGCGAUGACUUAUUGUGUGUGCAGGAGGAUGGCACUGUACUUGUAUAUGACUUGUUUGGUUCCUUCAAGAGACACUUCAGUAUGGGCAAUGAGCUUGUUCAGAGUCAUGUGCUGGAAGCCAAGAUUUUUCACUCGCCCUAUGGUACAGGGAUUGCUGUACUUUCUGGGGCCUACCGAUUCAUUCUUGCUACAAACAUUGAAGAUAUCAAACUUCGUCGCUUACCAGAAGUCCCAGGUCUACAGGGGGUGCCCUCCUGCUGGACUGUGCUUUCACAGGACCGACAAACCAAGGUGUUGCUGGCCACUGGUGCAGAUCUAUACAUCUUGGACAACACUGCCUGCACACCGGUGAGCCCCUCAGGUUUCUCCCCCCAAGCCACCAACAUUAUCCAGGUUGCUGGUUCCUUCAGCUACAAGUAUCUGGCUCUCUUCACAGAUUCAGGUCAUGUCUGGAUGGGCUCUGCCAACCUAAAGGAAAAACUCUGUGAGGUCGACACCAAGAUGCGGACCCCACCGACACAGAUGGCCUGGUGUUGGAGGCCUAAGAGUCAGCAGCCAUCAGUUGUGAUCAUGUGGGAAAAGUACCUGCUGGUAGUUGGACCAUGUAAAGACACAAUUCAGUAUAACCUGGAUAAUGAAUCUGUUCUGGUUCCGGAGCUUGAUAGUGUGAGAAUCAUUAGUGGGACCCACCAUGAGCUGCUUCAGGAGGUUCCAGUGGUAAGUGAGGAGAUAUUUAAGAUCGCCUCUAUGGCUCCCGGAGCUCUGCUUCUUGAAGCACACAAGGAGUAUGAGAAAGAAAGCCAGAAAGCAGAUGAAUAUCUGCGGGAGAUCAAAGAACAGGACGGGCUGGGUGAGGCAGUGAAACAGUGUGUGGAAGCUGCUGGAUAUGAACAUGAGCCAGAGACACAGAAGAUGCUGCUCAGGGCAGCCUCCUUUGGGAAGUGCUUCCUCAGUAAUUUCCGUCCAGAGCAAUUUGUCAGCACGUGCAGAGAUCUGCGUGUCCUCAAUGCUGUUCGAGAUUACACUGUGGGGAUCCCUCUCACACUGCAACAGUAUAAGCAGAUGACGGUGCAGGUACUCAUUGACAGGCUGGUGUACCGCAAACUGUACCCUCUCGCCAUUGAGAUUUGCCGCUAUCUGAAGAUUCCCGAGUACCAAGGAGUCAGUAGAGUGCUGAAGCACUGGGCCUGCUGUAAGGUGCAGCAAAAAGAAGAGGCUGAUGAGGUCAUUGCUCGAAUGGUCAGUCUGAAGCUAGGGGAGACUGCUGGUAUCUCCUACUCUGAUAUUGCAGCCAGGGCAUAUGAGUGUGGCAGGACAGAAUUAGCCAUCAAGCUCCUGGAGUUUGAGCCUCGCUCUGGCGAACAGGUGCCAUUACUCUUGAAGAUGAAAAGGAGUCAGUUGGCCCUCAGUAAAGCCAUUGAGAGUGGAGACACUGACCUGGUUUACACAGUGGUCACAUACUUGAAGAAUGAGAUGAACAGAGGUGAUUUCUUCAUGACCUUAAGGAACCAGCCAAUAGCUCUGAGUCUUUACAGACAGUUUUGUAAGCAUCAAGAGCAGGACACCCUUAAAGACCUCUACAAUCAAGAUGAUGACCACCAGGAACUGGGCAACUUCUAUGUGAGAGCUAGUUACCAAGAAGGGAGGCUGGAUACACGCAUGUCAUGCCUGCAGAAUGCAAUGGAUGAGUACAACAAGGCCAAAAAUGAGUUUAAUGCUAAAGCCACAGAGGAGGAGAUGCGUCUGUUGCGGUUUCAGCGACGCCUGGAGGAGGAGAAGGGGGAGAGAAUGGUGGGCUGUUCCUUACAGGACACCCUGCACUGCCUGCUGAUUGUAGGAUUGCACAAGCAGGCUGAGCAGCUGUAUAAAGACUUUCGUGUUCCUGACAAAAGGUACUGGUGGCUUAAACUCAAUGCUUUAGCAGAGAAAGAGGACUGGGAAGAAAUGGAGAAAUUCUCAAAGACCAAGAAAUCACCUAUUGGAUACCUGCCUUUUGUGGAUGUUUGCAUAAAGCACCACAAUAAAUAUGAGGCCAGGAAGUACGUGUCAAAGGUCACACCAGAACAGAAGGUGAAGGCACACAUAGCAGUAGGGGAUCUGGAGGGUGCUGCAGAGGUUGCCAUUGAAAGGCGCAAUGAAGGGGAGAUCAGCCUUGUUCUCUCCCAUUGCACCGCUACUACUGACAGAACCAUUGUUGACCGUCUAAACCGAACACGGGCUACUGCUGGCAAGAAGUAACCAUGUACAACAGGCAAAUUUAUUCUCUGCCCCUUCAUGUGAAGUUAUGUUCAGUGAGGGAUAAAGAAGUGUACAAUGAAGAGAUGUGAAGAACAUUCCCAUUUAAUUUUGAAAACGCUAUCUGUGUUGUUAAAAUACAUAUUGAUUGAGCAGUUUUAAACUGAUGGGUCAUAGUGUGCAAAAGAUCCACAGUGAAUAUAAAAGGAUGCAAAGACUAUUUCUGUUCUGACAGAAAUUACACAUUUGCUUUUUUUGCUGUCCUGCAAUAAAAAAAAGUUAAUGGUAAACUUAUAAAUGGACGGAGUAUGUUUGCAUCUCCAUGCUGUACUUACUAAUUACUAAUAAUGAUUGUGCAUGUACAUGUAAAUAGAUGUCACCUGUUUCUUUCUGGCUUGGACCUCUGUAAAUUUAACAAAUGAAAUGUCAUCUUCAUUAAACUGCCAGGUUAAUCAGAAUUCCAUAAAUCUCCCAGAUUUCAGUGAAAA